GUUUCCUUAAAACAAAAGACACACCCCAAAUUCACCUUUAACACAAUCUUCUUUUUCUUUUUCUUCUCUUUAUCUGCUUCUUUUUCAUCAUUCUUAUAUCAUUCAAAAAACAUGAAGAUCUCAUCAAACUCUUCUUAUUCAUCAUCAUCAUCUUCCUCAAAAUUUGACCCACCUGCAGCUAUGUGCAACAACUCCAAAAAUGGCACUUCAGGGUGCUUCAAUGCAAUCCUCCGCAGGAUUCUCUGUUCUGGUGGCCUCCCAACACACCCAUCAGAUCAAAUUAGAGACUUUGAUUCAAAUUCAAUUCUGGGUACUACUAAAGAUCAAAACUUUAAUGCCAAAAAGCACCAUGCUAAAGCCACCACUAGUAGUGUUAGUUCCUCUGGUACUACAACAACAACAACAGCUACUACUACUACUACCACAACUCCAGGAAUAGUUGCAAGGUUGAUGGGUUUGGAUUCAAUGGUGGACAUUCCUUCGAAUUCAUCGCUUUUGCGAAGCAAAUCGAUGAAUUCGGUGGAUUGCUUAGGGGAGUGUAAUAGAAUGGAUGGUUUGCAUAAGAGGGUAAAAUCGACAUUGUCAUUCAGGGAGGUGCCAACUUUCUUCUUACUUGAAAAUGAAAACUUCUUUGUUCUUAGCUUUGAGAAGAAGAAGAAUGAUAAGUCCAUUGGGAAGAAAAGGGAAAUGGGUUAUGGUGGUGAAGAGUUGAAGGAAAAGAAGAGAGAAAAUGUGAAGAGUAGCAAAAGUGUUGCUAAUGGAAAGCUUCAAGAGAUUACCAACACUUGUUACUAUGAGAAGAGUAGGAAGAAGAACAAGAACAAGAAGUGUUUUGAUUCUGAAGCAAGGAAACUGUCACAGCCUAGGAUCCUUAUGGAUGAUGGUGUGAGGAUGAAGAGGAGAAGGGGGAGGAAGAGGAGUAAUUCAAAGUGUGAAUUUGAAUCCAAGCCUUCAGAAGAUACAAGCCCAGUUUCUGUUCUUGAUUUUCAGAAGAGGGAAGCUUGUGGAACAGCCAAUUCGAAUUCAAGAAGAAAAUUGUCACCAGAGCUUGAUGAGAAUGAUCAGAAAAUUCUUUGGCGUUCUGAUGGAAAUUUGAUGGCUGAAGAGGGAAAAUCUACGGCAAUUGAGAGCAACAAAUGUGAAGAAGGAUCAAAGAAAAAAGAGAAGCAUGUGAAAAAUUGGGAUGAAAUUUGCAUGCUAGCUAAGGAGGAUGAACUAGCAUGGAUGAAUAAUAAUAAACAAGAUGGUGAUUUAGGAAGCAUUAGUGCUGAUUUUGCGUCUCAUAUUUUUGAUCAGUUGUUAAAUGAAGUGAUUCAUCAACUUCUAGUUGAGGAUCCAUGAUCCACUCAAAACUUUGCAGAUUCAAAAAAUUGUAAAAAUAAGUAAUAUAAUUCAGCAUAUUAUUGUAUUAUUAUUAUUAUCAUUAUUGUUAGUAAAGUGUAAAAAGAUUUAAAUUCCA
Messenger RNA from Arachis stenosperma, 1459 nucleotides. RefSeq lists its product as uncharacterized. Lineage: Eukaryota; Viridiplantae; Streptophyta; Magnoliopsida; Fabales; Fabaceae. Bases 112 to 1341 code for a protein of 409 amino acids. The transcript has 2 exons. The record is from RefSeq and is a predicted model, not a curated record.